CCUGGGCAGCGGCGCCGCGGGGGCUGCCGGGAGCGGGGCGGACCGCGGCUGGCGGACCCGCCGGAGCCGGCCCAGCGCUCUGGCCCCAUCUCACGGCCAGAGCUGCUUCAGGGAGAAACAGAGGGGAAUUGGGGCGUGGAGCCACUCCCUGUGUCUGAGCCUGGGAAAUCACAGAGGGAAGCUAGGAGACCCACACUGAGCCUGGAAAGUCCUGGAUCGUGGUCGUGGAGAAGCCCAGGAGAUCACAGACAGAGCUGGAGCGAUCACAGGCUGCGAGUGCAGAUCGCGCCUGGGAGAUUGUGGACUGAACCCGGGACGUCCUGGAUCGCAGUCACAGCGCAAGCUCGGAUAAUCACGCAUUGAGCUGGGGCAGCUGUGAACUGCGACCAUAGCAAGCCCAGAAAUCCCAGCUUGAGCCCAGACGAUCCCAACUCAAACCCAAGCAAUCCCAGAGGAGCCUGGGCAACUGCGGUGUGAUCCCAGACGAUUCCAGAGGAGCCUGGGCAACAGCAGCUUGAUUCCAAGCGAUCCCGGAGAAGCCCGGGCAGCUGCGGCUCGAUCCCAGGCGAUCCGGCGGGGGCCAUGGCAGCGCCGGGCGCGCUGGGUCGCUACAGCCAUGCAGUGGUGCGGGCGCUGCCCGAGGUGCCGGGGGCUGCAGGCCCAGGAGGGCCGCUGGACCUGGCCAAGGCGCAGCGGCAGCUCGGCGUCUUCACGGGAAUCCUGCGGCAGCCGCUGGGGCUGCAGGUGGUGGCGCUGCCGCCAGCGGCCCCCUGCGCGGUGCUGCUGGAGGACCUGGCCGUGCUGCAGGGCGACACUGCGCUGCUCACCCGGCCCUGGGAGCCCGCCCGGCGCGACGAGUUGGGCAGUGUCCGGGCAGUGCUGGAGGAGCUACGGCUGCGUGUGGUGGCGGUGACGGACGAGGGGGCAACGCUGGACGGCAGCGACGUCCUCUUCACUGGCCGCGAAUUCUUUGUGGGCAUCUCCCGCUGGACCAACCACCGCGGUGCUGAGAUGGUUGCCGACACUUUCCGGGACUUCGCAGUCUCCACGGUGCCAGUGGGGGGCGGGGGGCACCUGAAGAGCUUCUGCAGCAUGGCCGCCCCCGACACCAUCGCUAUCGGCAGCAGUGAGGCCGCCCGGCAUGCCAUGAAGGCCAUGGAGCAGCUCUCGGAUCACGGCUACGGGCGGCUCUCGGUGCCCGACGACCCGGCCGGCAACUGCCUCUUCGCCCGCCUGGGCGCCGGCGGCUGCGCCCUGGUGCACCGCAGCCCCGAGGAGUUCCCGCAGAGCCUGCAGCCCUUCCAGAAGCUGCCGGGCUGCACGCUGGUGCCAGCGUCCUGCUCCGAGGUGGCCAAGCUGGGGGGGGCCCUCAGCUCCUGCGCCCUCCUGGUGAACACCCGCCCCGAGGCCUGAGGGGCCGCCCCACGGCCACCGGGAACCCCCCGCGGCCACAGCCCAGCCCACGACCACCGGGACCCCCACCCCCGCGGCCACGGCGCGGCCCACGACCACCGGGACCCCCACCCCCGCAGCCACGGCAUGACCCAUGGCCACUGGGACCCCUGUGGCCACAGCACAACUCACAACUGGGACACCCCCCCCCCCCCCCGGUGGCCAUGGGGAGUCCCACAGUGGGAUCCACAGCCACCAGGACUCGCCACGGCCACCAUGAGCCCCAUGGCCACCAACCCCCCCCCCCCCCAAUGGCCAUGGUGGGACCCAUGGCAGGACCCACGGUAACCGGGACAACCCCCCCCCCCACCCAUGGCAGGAACCACAGCCACCAGGACCCCUCCCAACAACCAAUGGGAGCCUCACAGCAAUCAGGACACACGCACACACACACACACCCCACCCCACUCACACACUCCUGCAGCCAUGGGGAGCCCCAUGGUGUGACCCCCCCCCCCCAACAAGGCUCCUCCUGCACUUCCUCAACAACCUCCCGACAAUUUGUGGAGCACAGAACAGCCCCCCCCCGGGGGCCCUGCAGUGACACCCCCCCCAGCCAACCCAGGAUUUGUGGUAUCCAGGACCCCACCAUUGAUCCCCACUGACUCCACGGAGGGGAGGACCCCUCCCCCCCAAAAUGUUGGGAUCCCUGGGGGAGAGGAGCAUGCUCCCACCCCAAGUAAUCUCCAUGGCAGUGUAAUUUGGGGGGGGGGGGGGCAACACAUAGCAGCCUCUUAGCCUGGGAGACCUCCCCACACACACUUCAUUAUUUUUAGCUUCAUUUGUUAAUAAACGCCUUAAACUGC
This is a messenger RNA of Rhea pennata, 2258 nucleotides long. It is a transcript of the gene DDAH2, whose product is annotated as DDAH family member 2, ADMA-independent. The record is from RefSeq and is a predicted model, not a curated record. Gene Ontology annotation, biological process: arginine metabolic process; positive regulation of nitric oxide biosynthetic process. Bases 583 to 1413 code for a protein of 276 amino acids. Gene Ontology annotation, molecular function: amino acid binding; dimethylargininase activity. Lineage: Eukaryota; Metazoa; Chordata; Aves; Rheiformes; Rheidae. The transcript is spliced from 7 exons.